UCGGCAGCGGCGGUAGCUCAGUUCAGGUCAGCCCAGUCAGCAGUCGUCCACGCGUCUAUCUAUACUCCCGUUUCUUAAAUUUAGCCACUUUCAAGCUUCGAGAUACCGCCCCCAAUUUCAGCGUCGGUACGGAGCCGCCAGGCCGGGACAGAGACGGAGAGAGAGGCCUCGGCCAUGGAAGCGCUCGGACCCGGCCCGCCCGCCCCUACCUCUCUGUUUCAGCCUCCACGGCGUCCCGGCCUUGGCACGGUGGGGAAACCCAUCCGGCUCCUUGCCAACCACUUCCAGGUGCAGAUUCCCAAGAUUGAUGUCUAUCACUAUGAUAUUGAGAUCAAGCCUGAGAAACGACCACGAAGGGUUAACAGGGAGGUGGUGGAUACCAUGGUCCGGCAUUUCAAGAUGCAGAUUUUUGGUGACCGACAGCCUGGCUAUGAUGGGAAGAGGAACAUGUACACAGCACAUCCACUGCCAAUAGGGAGGGACAGGGUGGAUCUGGAGGUCACCCUACCUGGUGAGGGGAAAGAUCAGACGUUCAAGGUGUCCUUGCAGUGGGUUUCUGUGGUGAGUCUUCAGAUGCUGCUGGAAGCCCUGUCGGGUCACCUUAACGAGGUGCCAGAGGACUCCGUUCAGGCUCUGGAUGUCAUCACAAGGCAUCUGCCUUCCAUGAGGUACACUCCAGUGGGGCGAUCGUUUUUCUCUCCUCCGGAGGGUUACUACCAUCCUCUUGGUGGAGGCAGGGAGGUGUGGUUUGGUUUCCAUCAGUCUGUCCGUCCUGCCAUGUGGAACAUGAUGCUCAACAUCGAUGUAUCAGCUACUGCUUUCUACCGUGCUCAGCCUGUGAUCGAGUUCAUGUGCGAGGUGCUUGAUAUACAAAACAUCAAUGAACAGACCAAACCACUGACUGACUCACAACGUGUCAAGUUCACCAAGGAAAUAAGAGGUUUGAAAGUUGAAGUCACACACUGUGGUCAGAUGAAGAGGAAGUAUCGAGUUUGCAAUGUCACGCGCCGACCUGCCAGCCAUCAGACGUUCCCCUUACAGCUUGAGAACGGCCAAGCCAUGGAGUGCACAGUAGCUCAGUAUUUCAAGCAGAAGUACAAUCUACAGCUCAAGUAUCCACACUUACCCUGUUUGCAAGUAGGACAGGAACAGAAGCACACCUACCUUCCCCUAGAGGUCUGUAACAUAGUAGCAGGCCAGCGCUGUAUCAAGAAACUGACCGACAACCAGACAUCAACCAUGAUUAAAGCUACAGCUCGUUCAGCCCCCGACAGACAGGAAGAGAUCAGCAGAUUGGUCAAAAGUAACAGCAUGGUCGGGGGCCCCGACCCUUACCUGAAGGAAUUUGGCAUUGUUGUGCAUAAUGACAUGACAGAGGUGACAGGGCGUGUCCUCCCAGCGCCCAUGCUACAGUAUGGGGGCCGGGUGAGUACAGACACAGGGAGGGACUGUGGCAGGGGGCUCUCUCCGCAGAAUAAAACAGUGGCGACGCCCAAUCAGGGCGUGUGGGACAUGAGGGGCAAGCAGUUCUACGCUGGCAUAGAGAUCAAGGUCUGGGCUGUGGCCUGCUUCGCUCCACAAAAACAAUGUCGUGAGGACCUGCUCAAGAGCUUCACUGACCAGCUGCGAAAAAUUUCAAAGGAUGCUGGGAUGCCCAUUCAAGGCCAGCCUUGUUUCUGUAAAUAUGCCCAAGGAGCUGAUAGCGUGGAGCCCAUGUUUAAACACCUUAAGAUGUCUUACGUUGGUCUGCAGCUGAUUGUGGUCAUCCUUCCUGGCAAAACACCGGUCUACGCUGAGGUAAAGCGGGUGGGAGACACCCUCCUCGGUAUGGCCACUCAGUGCGUGCAAGUGAAGAACGUGGUGAAGACUUCCCCUCAGACCCUCUCCAACCUCUGCCUCAAGAUUAACGCCAAGCUAGGAGGCAUCAACAAUGUCUUGGUGCCUCAUCAGAGGCCCUCUGUGUUCCAGCAGCCUGUCAUCUUCCUGGGUGCUGAUGUCACACAUCCUCCAGCGGGUGACGGGAAAAAACCAUCCAUCGCAGCAGUGGUGGGAAGCAUGGAUGGCCACCCAAGCCGGUACUGCGCCACGGUGCGAGUCCAGACGUCUCGACAAGACAUGUCCCAGGAGCAGCUCUUCAGCCAGGAAGUUAUCCAAGACCUUACCAACAUGGUCAGAGAACUGCUAAUCCAGUUUUACAAGUCGACACGCUUCAAGCCCACACGCAUCAUCUAUUAUCGUGGUGGUGUAUCAGAGGGACAAAUGAAACAGGUAGCAUGGCCCGAGCUGAUAGCCAUCAGGAAGGCCUGCAUCAGUCUGGAGGAGGAUUACAGGCCUGGCAUUACCUACAUUGUGGUCCAGAAACGUCACCAUACUCGUCUCUUCUGCUCUGACAAAGCUGAGAGGGUUGGGAAGAGUGGUAACGUUCCAGCUGGCACCACAGUGGACAGCACCAUCACACACCCGUCCGAAUUUGAUUUCUACCUGUGCAGCCAUGCUGGGAUCCAGGGAACCAGUCGCCCCUCCCACUACCACGUCUUGUGGGAUGACAACUGUUUCACGGCCGAUGAACUGCAGCUCCUUACCUACCAGCUGUGUCACACCUAUGUUCGCUGCACACGCUCAGUUUCCAUCCCGGCCCCAGCCUACUAUGCCAGGUUGGUGGCUUUCCGAGCCCGCUACCACCUGGUGGACAAAGACCAUGACAGCGCCGAAGGCAGCCACGUCUCAGGCCAGAGUAAUGGCCGAGACCCCCAGGCAUUGGCAAAGGCAGUUCAAAUCCACUAUGAUACCCAGCACACCAUGUACUUUGCCUGAACUAGCCUGUCAGCCAGUCCACUUGUGGAUCUACCCCAUAUAUAUAUUUUUUUCUUUUUAAAUCCAUCUGCCCCAUUCCCUGUUUUCCUCCUUCCCUCUCUCCUUGUAGUCUUUUCUUCAUACUCACUCUACAUUUUCUGAAUCUGCACCAAAGCGGCUCGUGGAGGGGGAUUCAUCUACAUCCCAACGUCCAGCAGGCUCUGUUUCAUGGAACAAUUUCCAACCAGCGUUCCCAAUCGAGCCGCCCUUUUAACCAGCAAUCCAGCACUGCGAACCCACAGGGGUUUACAAUGCACAAAAGAGAAAAACGAAAAAACAAAAACAAACCAUACACACAUCUACGAGUUGAGCCAUUAUUUUGCGUUUGUUUUUGUUUUUUCUAUUUGAAUGUCUGUACUCAUGUGUUUGUAAGAUACACUGAGCGAGAGAGUGGGCAGGCGCAAACUGUGCCCGCACAGCUCUUUAGCUCUCCCAGCUAAGCAGGACUCUUAUCUACUUUUACCUCAAAGCCCUUUUGGGCAAAAUCUGUCACAAGGUCUUGGGUUUAUCGGGUGGUGGGGAGGGAGCUCUACAUGAACAGAGAUGGAGGGGGGUUGACCUUUUGAGAAUGAUAUCUAUAUCUAUAUAUAUUUUCCUUUUUAUGAGCGUGUGUUUUAACUUUUUCUCCUUUUUCGGUCUUUUACAAGCGAGGUGACCUGGGUGUCCAUACCCAUUGCGACUUUCCUCCCAUCUUAGCGAAGAAUACGCAAGUCUGUGUGUGUGUGCGUGCAUCUCUGUAUAUACAUUUACUGCUGUAUGAGAGUGUUUGUGUGUGUGUGUUUCAUGGCAGGCCACUGAAUUGUAAAGGGAAAUCAAGGAGAUAACUGCUGUAAAUGCCUCAGAUUUGUUGUUUUUUAUAUUCACACAUACAGUACAUAUAAGCAUAUAUUUACAUCUAUAGAGCAACUUUGAGACAUAUGACUUAAACAGGCCUCAUAGAGGCACGUGUGGGUAUUUGUAGCAGUCCUGGGUCACUUAUUAAAUGAAAUGCUUUAUUACAUUUAGAGUGGUUGUGUUAGCCUGCUGCUAGCACAGGCUGGAUAGGGAUUUGCACCUUUGGGAGACGGCUGCUUUCUUGUGCCUCUAAACAUCCUUGAAUCCCAGAGUCCAUUUCAAGUAGUAACUGAAGCCAGGACUGAUGUGUAGCAGUAGCAACCAUGGUCUGGCCUGUGACUGGUUCAGCAUUGGGACCUGUUUAAAAAGCUGAAGGCAUUAAACACAGUAUGUUUUUAUCAGUCUUGCUUUCUGUGUGAAAAGUGGUAUCCAAUUUUUAAAACUUUUGGGCCUGGUUUUUAAGAAGGGUUAUGACACUGCUGGACAUUUUUAAAUUUGUUUUCAAGGAACCUGGAACCAACUUAAUUUUGAUUUUUAAGGUCUCCUUUGCUAAUGUUGGCCAAUUCAUUGCACUGACCAGGGAUGCUAAGCAGGAACCAGAGGGCACUGUCAAUCUCUUACCUUUAUGCAUUUAUACAUACGAAUCAACAAAGCAGAUUUGUAAAAGUUUAAUAUAAGAUGUUUUGUGGUUAUCUUAAACUGUUUUAGACCUAGUAGUUUACUGUUGUUGUUCUUGUUGUUGUCACUGUUGUUACUAUUGUGAUCAAAUUUUUAAGGUCGGCAGCGAAGCCAGUUAUAUAGCUACUAGUGUGAUUUCAGGAAUAGACUUCAGUUGUUGAGCUGCAGGUUGAGGGGUUGAGUUUUCAGAUUGGAAUUUUUUUUUUUUUUUUUUUUUUUUGUAGCAUUCUGGUGAGAGGUAGUUCUCAGGAUGGAUGAAUUCGCGCCUCUUCUGCAGGUUCUGAUGUAACGGUGGCCGACUCUAGUUGUCUUGUAGCAGUCAGACUGGUGUAACAGGUCUGCCAUGGUGGUGUACGUCCCGCACCGGGUGUUGGCUGGUUUUGAUCCGAUAGAUGGAGACAAUCGGGAAAUGUUGUUAUGGUAGGCAAUGAAUUGAAUUGAAUUGUUUUUUUUUU
Molecule: messenger RNA, 4820 nt
Organism: Pundamilia nyererei
Lineage: Eukaryota; Metazoa; Chordata; Actinopteri; Cichliformes; Cichlidae
Gene: ago4
Product: argonaute RISC component 4
Exons: 19
Coding region: 175-2814 (879 amino acids)
Molecular function (GO): protein binding; RNA binding
Source: RefSeq, a predicted model, not a curated record